Molecule: messenger RNA, 261 nt
Organism: Caenorhabditis briggsae
Lineage: Eukaryota; Metazoa; Nematoda; Chromadorea; Rhabditida; Rhabditidae
Exons: 3
Coding region: 1-261 (86 amino acids)
Source: RefSeq, a predicted model, not a curated record
AUGAUUGCACAAUUAUUGCUUUCAUUGAUCGCAAACUUCGCGAUCCUCGUGUUUGUCGUUAAUUGUGGAGGAAAGAAGAAAGGAGCAGCGGCACCAGGAGCAGCAGCAGGAGCAGCAGGAGGUGGGGCGGGCGGUGCUGGAGGACCGGCCACGACGAAUUCCAAUGAUUCAAAGAAGCAAACGCCGUCGAAAAUGGAUAAGCCAGCUGAUAAGAAAGAUGAAGAUGAUGGCAACUACGAAGAGCUGGCUGUACCGCAAUAA